Histoplasma capsulatum G186AR is the source of this 324-nucleotide messenger RNA. RefSeq lists its product as uncharacterized. The record is from RefSeq and is a predicted model, not a curated record. The transcript has 2 exons. Lineage: Eukaryota; Fungi; Ascomycota; Eurotiomycetes; Onygenales; Ajellomycetaceae. Bases 1 to 324 code for a protein of 107 amino acids.
AUGAACCCUGGAAGGCAGCUAUGGGUUAGCCAACCAGGCCGGCAACCGCGUGUGGCCCGGGGCCAAUCAGCGGCCGGCCUGGCUCCAUGUGGGAUCGUUGGAGAGAUUUGGGGAGAUGUGGGGAUGCUUGGAUGCGUGGAUCUUGGGGAGAGAUGGCAGAUGGGAGAUGGGAGACUCUGCACACUCCCUACCAGAGAUAUUACUGCUCCUGAUGAUGAUGUCGCUGCCAGCCUAUCACUUGCAGCACGAGCACGCGACACUCGUCCGCUGGGUUCUGGUAGCUUGUUGAGCGCUGUUGCGGGUUUCUCUCGGUCUGUUGUUUAA